AUGCUCGACCCAAGCACACGACUGCGCCAAGCAAUCAUCAACGACAACCUGGCGGUGGUCUCACGACUGGUGCGCCGGUUUCCAGACCUGCUGGAAAACAUCGACCCCAAAAACGGCUGGUCCAGUCUCCAUUACGCAGGAUACUACGGCCACUACCUGAUAUGCACCUAUCUGGUCUCCAAGGGUCAUGAUACGGUCGAAGUCAGUCUGGAUUUUGAGCAGCGCACGCCUCUGCACUUGGCCGCGUCCAAAAACCACGAGCAAACGGUGCACUUCUUGGCUCAACAACAACAAUUCUCUCUUCGUCGAGAAGAAGAUGACGCCACCAACUCGACAUCCAAAACAGGCACUUCUGUGUCCACCACAACCGUCUCAACCACACCAUCCACACCGGAAAUGACUUGGGACGGCGAAAACACUCUUGCAAGCAUAAAGUCUCGUUCUCGAGCGAGCUCAGUUUUGUCCAACGGCUCAAGCAAAAUGAAGGCCAAGGUGGAGGAAACGAAAAUGGAAACCGACGUAUCCUUGGAGCGGGUACUCAACUGGAAGGACAUCCGGCAUCAAACUGCUCUCUUUGUGGCAGCUAUGCACGGUCACAAUCCCUGUGUGCAGCUACUCUUGGACUUUGGGGCGGACAUUGACGUCACUGACGCCUCAGGAACUCGUCCCAUACACAUGGCCGCAGCAUAUGGGCAUUUGAAGACGAUCAAGACGCUGAUUGAUCGAGACGCUGAUGUGGCAACCCCCAAUCAGGAUGGAUGGACUCCACUGCAGUUUUGUGCAUCCAAGGAUAUCGAGGACUACUUUCGAGCGCUGGUCGCAGAGAGAGCAUCUCGACAUCAGCAGCGGUUGGUGCAGCAGAAGGAGCGCGAGCAGCAACGAGAGCGGGAAAAAUCCUUCACCACCUCUACAAGAACAUUCUCCAUGGACAGUACUGCCACCAGCAUCAAACCAAUGACCCCGUUGGUGGAUGGUGGAAGCAACAAUGGUGGAUUCUCUUCCCCUCGCGUUUCCGUGGAGGAGUUUUCGCCCACGCACUUCCUAUCUCCCAAGCAGACUCUGAUGUCCAGAUCGCCGUCCGUCUCGUCUGUUCAUUCCGAAGAACUUCCAUCGGACAAUCGCCUGUCGUCAAUUCCAUUCUCUUCGGCAUAUCGACCUCGAUCUCCACCUCCGGACUUUACCCAGCAUCUGAAUCUGCAUUCCUCUCGAAGACGAGGCAUGAGUACGGGCAGUAGUGCUCCAAACUCGCGUUCUUCAUCUCCCGCAUCGACCCAAUCCUUCAGAAACUACGAAGAGGAUAGUGGCAGUGAAAGAAGCACCUCUGGGAGCAUCAACCGGGUUCCCAACUUCUCCAGAAAGGGCAGUUUGACCAACCCGUCUCCUGCAAGCUUUCAGAGUGCAAGAUCGUCUGUAUCCCCCUACACUUCCCCCUCAAAACCCGAUCGGAUAGGGUUGGGGUUUGUCAACGGGCUUGUAAACGGCGUCAUGGACAGAUCUCCAACUAAACAACGACGCCCUUCAUUGCCUACGUUUACACGCCAUCAACGCACCAACUCAGGAGGGUCUAUGCCGCAGCCUUACCUUGGCAGAAACAGCACUUCUUCGACGAGACUUCCUUCAUCUACUAGUGUGUCUACUCUGGGAAGUAUUGUUUCAACGAGUUCAGAGGACUCUUCUGGCCAUGAGAUGCAAAAGGAGUUGAGUAAUGCGUCUUCCACGACGGGUACCGGAGCGUUCAGACGACUGUUUCAUUCUCGGUCCCAGAUUCUCAGAGAGAAGGAGGGUGUCUGA
Molecule: messenger RNA, 1791 nt
Organism: Yarrowia lipolytica CLIB122
Lineage: Eukaryota; Fungi; Ascomycota; Dipodascomycetes; Dipodascales
Biological process (GO): protein localization to ciliary inversin compartment
Cellular component (GO): ciliary inversin compartment
Molecular function (GO): protein binding
Source: RefSeq, a predicted model, not a curated record